AUGGUAGCCAAGUCGUCCCUUGGCGACACCAAUAGGGUUGUGGCCUCCCGAUUGGCGCUAAGUCCAUACCGCGUCGUGUCAUCUCUGCCGUCGCUGUCCUCUGUCAUGGCGUACAUGCAGCACAGUAUUCCGCUUGCCCUUGUGGCACUCAGUCCGUCCGCGCGCCUUGAGGUAGAGCUUACCGGCUACAGUGUCGGAAAGCUGCAUGUCACCCACCGUCGCUGCGGCUUCGACGGUAAGCGAGACCACCAAAAAGGCGGACUAGUAUUAAUGGCGAGUACGAUUCAAAGCCUUGAACUGAUAGUGCGGGGUCUUUGGUGGAUGGCUCGUUACCCAAAUGUUUCACUCGUCCUCGAUCACAUGGGCAAAGAGCACUUUCCUCUUUUGGAACGCCUCAAGAAGACGCUGAACUUGAGAGAGGUGCAGUUAAUAAAGUNGUCCUCGAUCACAUGGGCAAAGAGCACUUUCCUCUUUUGGAACGCCUCAAGAAGACGCUGA
Molecule: messenger RNA, 498 nt
Organism: Trypanosoma grayi
Lineage: Eukaryota; Euglenozoa; Kinetoplastea; Trypanosomatida; Trypanosomatidae
Exons: 1
Coding region: 1-498 (165 amino acids)
Source: RefSeq, a predicted model, not a curated record